Molecule: messenger RNA, 1530 nt
Organism: Callorhinchus milii (elephant shark)
Lineage: Eukaryota; Metazoa; Chordata; Chondrichthyes; Chimaeriformes; Callorhinchidae
Product: NIPA-like protein 2
Exons: 11
Coding region: 252-1337 (361 amino acids)
Biological process (GO): magnesium ion transport
Cellular component (GO): membrane
Molecular function (GO): magnesium ion transmembrane transporter activity
Source: RefSeq, a predicted model, not a curated record
ACCACCAGGACAGACAGUGAAUGAGUGAGUGAGUGAGUGAGUGUGCAAUGGAUUAGGAAGUCUCACUCUGAGAGCUAUUUAUUUGACUGUGUGUGUGAGCCUCUGUGAGAGGUUUUAUUUGUGUGUCUGUGUUUGUGUGUGUUUUGGGAACGUGGCUGGCUGUUUCCCAGAGAUGUGAUGGGGACAUAACCCAAAGGAGUGAAGGAAAUUCUGCUGCUUUGAGACAGAGAAAGAGAGAGAGGCGAUCCGUGAUGGCUAGUCACAACUCGUGGUCAUCUGCCAGCUUCAACCACUCUGACUUGUCCUACCAACAGAUCCACCAGGCUCAAAUGAUCGGCACAAUUUUGGCGAUAACUGGAAACAUCCUUAUCAGUAUUUCACUAACUAUUCAGAAACAGUCACACAUACUGCUGUCAGGCCGAGAAGACUCGAUUCCCUUUUACAAAAGCAAACUUUGGUGGUGUGGAAUCGUCGUAAUGGGAAUAGGCGAAAUAGGAAACUUUGUAGCCUAUGGCUUUGCUCCAGCAUCUCUGGUCGCUCCACUAGGAUGUAUCUCCAUUAUCGCAAGCUCCGUCCUUUCCGUGAUGUUUCUGAGAGAAAUGUUUCGUGCUUCAGAUGCCAUUGGAACUGCAGUGGCAUUACUGGGAACAUAUCUUCUGAUAACCUUUGCUCCUGAUAUUCACAAAGACAUUACAGCCAAUGAUAUCCGCAGGUUCAUUGUCAAUUGGGAGUUUCUGAUCUACCUGUUGGUGGAAACUGUACUCUUUUGUGCCUUGCUGUAUCUGUACGAGAGAAAAGGCCUGAAACACAUUGUGAUUCCAUUGCUGAUCUCCUCAUUACUUGCAUCAUUGACCGUGAUCUCAGUGAAGGCUGUGAAUGGGAUGUUGGCAAAUUCCAUCAAGGGCAAUUUCCAGUUACAGCACCCGAUAUUCUAUGUGAUGCUUAUUCUUUUGCUGGCAUCUUGUAUUUCCCAAGCACAGUACUUGAAUGAAGCCAUACAGCUCUAUGGUUCCAUGAAUGUGGUGCCAAUGAACUUUGUUUUCUCCACCGUUAGUGCCAUCCUAGCAGGGAUAAUAUUUUAUCAGGAAUUUCACAGUUCAGCAUUUCUGAAUGUGAUCAUGGUUUUGUUUGGGAGUUUGCUGUCGUUUCUUGGAGUGUUUCUGAUUACCAGAAACAGGGAAAAGAAGACCUCUGAAGUUUCAUAUGUUGACCCGGGCACGAUACCAAAACUAAAAUCUACAGCCAAAAUCCAGCCAGAUUUCAGAAGUAAACAUUCAUAUGGAACUGUACCGAGUGAAAAACAGGCUAAUGACUGUCAGACUGCAAAUGCAAAAUAAUUACGGUUCAACUGGCUUAGCAUCCCGAUGAAGUAUCUGAAAAUUAGGACGUCCUCAAACUGAAGGUGGAAUUAUGUGGAGCCCUGUAGCGUAUUGGUUAGAGAGUGAGGACCUGAGUUCGCUGGCGGGGCAGGUGGAAAUGUUAGCCAAGUUUCCUUACUCUACCUGCCGCUGUUUACCUAGCAGUAAAUAG